CCCGGCUUCCGUAGUAUUGAUGUGGCUUCUGCUUGGCCGGGCACUUCCACGUCACCCAGUGAGCGAUUCUUCUCCUCCUCCGCCUCCCUGACACGGUCAGAGACUGGGCGCCGGGAGCCGCAGAACCAGCUUCUUCUUUAAUAGAGCAAAGCACCUGAAAGCAGAACAAUGACUGCUGCAGAGAAUGUGUGUUACACAUUAAUAAACGUUCCGAUGGAUUCGGAACCUCCAUCAGAAAUCACAUUGAAGACUGACCUGGAAAAAGGAGAUGUCAAGUCCAAAACAGAGGCGCUGAAGAAAGUGAUUAUCAUGAUUCUGAACGGAGAGAAGCUCCCAGGUCUGUUAAUGACGAUAAUUAGAUUUGUGUUGCCGCUUCAGGAUCACACCAUCAAAAAGCUACUGCUGGUCUUCUGGGAAAUCGUUCCUAAGACAACUCCAGAUGGGAAACUGUUGCAGGAAAUGAUUCUUGUGUGUGAUGCUUACAGGAAGGAUCUCCAACAUCCUAAUGAAUUUAUCCGUGGCUCCACGCUGCGUUUCCUUUGUAAACUUAAGGAAGCAGAGCUGUUGGAGCCGUUAAUGCCAGCUAUCCGUGCCUGCCUCGAACACCGGCAUAGCUAUGUCCGUAGGAAUGCGGUUCUUGCCAUCUACACUAUAUACCGAAACUUUGAAAACCUCAUUCCCGAUGCUCCUGAACUGAUUCAUGAUUUCCUAGUGAAUGAAAAAGACGCCAGCUGCAAGAGAAAUGCUUUCAUGAUGCUUAUUCAUGCCGAUCAGGACCGAGCUCUGGAUUAUCUAAGCACUUGCAUUGACCAAGUACAGACAUUUGGUGACAUCCUUCAGCUGGUUAUUGUUGAGUUGAUCUACAAGGUUUGUCAUGCCAACCCGUCAGAGAGAGCGCGCUUUAUUAGAUGCAUCUUCAACCUGCUGCAGUCAUCUAGUCCUGCAGUGAAAUAUGAAGCAGCUGGGACACUUGUCACCUUGUCCAGUGCACCGACAGCCAUUAAGGCGGCUGCUCAGUGCUACAUUGAUCUGAUUAUUAAAGAAAGUGACAACAAUGUAAAACUCAUUGUCUUGGAUCGUUUAGUUGAGCUGAAGGACCACCCAUCUCAUGAACGUGUGCUGCAGGAUCUUGUCAUGGACAUCCUGAGAGUUCUCAGCACCCCAGAUCUAGAAGUACGUAAAAAGACUCUUCAGUUGGCUCUCGAUCUGGUUUCUUCUAGGAAUGUUGAAGAGCUGGUGAUUGUGCUAAAAAAAGAAGUAAUCAAGACUAACAAUGUGACCGAACACGAAGAUACAGAUAAAUACAGGCAGCUGCUAGUGCGAACUUUACACUCCUGUAGUGUCCGCUUCCCAGACAUGGCGGCCAACGUCAUCCCUGUGUUGAUGGAGUUCCUGAGCGACAGCAAUGAGGCUGCAGCUGCAGAUGUCUUGGAGUUUGUACGAGAAGCUGUGCAAAGGUUUGAUCACCUCCGGCCGCUGAUUGUAGAGAAGAUGCUGGAGGUUUUCCAUGCCAUCAAAACUGUAAAGAUAUUUCGAGGAGCUUUGUGGAUCCUGGGUGAAUAUUGCAGCACAAAAGAUGAUAUCCAGAGUGUGAUGACAGAAGUGCGCCGGUCACUGGGAGAGGUCCCAAUUGUUGAUAGUGAAAUCAGGAAGGAAUCGGGUGAGAAAGCAGAGGAAGAAGUGACUGUUGGCCCCGCUCAGAAGCUGGUCACAGAGAUGGGCACUUACGCCACACAGAGUGCGCUCAGCAGUUCACGACCUGCAAAGAAGGAUGAAGAGAGACCGCCACUGAGAGGAUUCCUGCUGGAUGGGGAUUUCUUCGUAGCAGCAUCUCUGGCAACAACUCUAACCAAGAUUGCACUGCGCUAUGUGGCGUUGGUUUCAGAAAAGAGGAAGCAAAAUUCCUUUGUUGCAGAAGCUAUGUUGCUCAUGGCUUCCAUCUUGCACCUGGGGAAAUCCUCUCUUCCAAAGAAGCAGAUUACUGAUGAUGAUGUGGACAGGAUCUCACUCUGCCUUAAGGUGCUGUCUGAAUGUUCUCCACUCAUGACUGAGAUCUUCAACAAAGAGUGUCGCCAGUCCCUGUCUCUGAUGCUCUCUGCUAAGCUCGAAGAAGAGAAACUUUCUCAGAAGAAAGAAUCAGAAAAGCGAAAUGUGACUGUUCAAGCAGAUGACCCCAUAUCCUUCAUGCAGUUGACUGCCAAAAAUGAAAUGUCUUCCAAAGAAGAUCAGUUUCAGCUGAGUCUCCUUGCUGCAAUGGGGACCACCCAAAGAAAAGAAGCUGCGGACCCUCUGGCAUCUAAAUUAAACAAAGUCACCCAGCUGACUGGUUUCUCAGACCCAGUGUAUGCAGAAGCCUAUGUUCAUGUUAACCAGUACGAUAUCGUAUUAGAUGUCUUGGUUGUCAAUCAGACUAGUGAUACUUUGCAAAACUGUACCCUGGAGCUGGCGACUCUAGGUGAUUUGAAGCUUGUAGAGAAACCGUCCCCCCUCACACUCGCCCCACAUGAUUUUGCAAACAUAAAAGCCAAUGUUAAAGUUGCAUCUACAGAAAACGGGAUCAUUUUUGGUAAUAUUGUGUAUGAUGUGUCAGGUGCAGCAAGUGACAGAAACUGCGUUGUCCUAAGCGAUAUUCACAUUGACAUUAUGGAUUACAUCCAGCCUGCAUCUUGCACAGACACAGAGUUCCGGCAGAUGUGGGCGGAGUUUGAAUGGGAGAACAAGGUGACCGUCAACACGAACAUUGUUGAUCUGAAUGAAUAUUUGCAGCACAUUCUGAAAUCCACAAACAUGAAAUGCUUAACCCCGGAGAAGGCUCUGUCUGGCUACUGUGGUUUCAUGGCUGCAAACCUUUAUGCUCGUUCCAUAUUUGGAGAGGAUGCCCUUGCCAAUGUCAGCAUUGAAAAGCCAAUUCACCUUGGGCCCGACGCCCCUGUGACUGGACACAUAAGAAUUCGCGCUAAGAGCCAGGGAAUGGCUCUAAGUCUGGGUGAUAAAAUCAAUCUCUCACAGAAGAAAUCCUGUAUAUAAGGCAGAGUAGACCACCUCGGGAUCAACGUAAUAAAACAUUCAGCCAAUAUGCUGUUCUCAUUUGGAACAUACUGUAUUUGAAGUCGUCCCCGCCCUGUGUGCUUCGUAGCAACAGAAUACAUUGGAGCAGAUAAUUUAUAGUAUUUUCAGAUCUCCUGUGAUCAAGAUCACUAAACCUAUAAAAUUUAUAUAUAUUUUUCUUUCUUAUAUUCAUACUGUCUCCUAACACAUACUGAGACUAUCCGACCUUCAAUAAAAUGUAAUGCCCACUAUGUCCUAUACGGUGACGUUUGAUAAUAAAGCAAUCUUGGUUUUGUUUUUUUUUUA
Messenger RNA from Bombina bombina (fire-bellied toad), 3354 nucleotides. RefSeq names its product COPI coat complex subunit beta 1 (gene COPB1). The record is from RefSeq and is a predicted model, not a curated record. Gene Ontology annotation, biological process: intra-Golgi vesicle-mediated transport; intracellular protein transport; endoplasmic reticulum to Golgi vesicle-mediated transport. Gene Ontology annotation, molecular function: structural molecule activity. Lineage: Eukaryota; Metazoa; Chordata; Amphibia; Anura; Bombinatoridae. The transcript has 22 exons. Gene Ontology annotation, cellular component: COPI vesicle coat; cytoplasm. Bases 169 to 3027 code for a protein of 952 amino acids.